CAACUACCGUAAUGAGCAGCGUGUAGGGCUGAGUCGCCGGCGGCGCACCAAAAUUUUCUUCACUGUUUGCCAACGUUUAGUGGUCUGUUUUUGAGCUCCGACUAAAUCGGGGCUUAAAAUGGCAUUCACCGCCUGGACUGCAGUGUCCCAGUUGCUGCUUUGAUCUGGCCGCAGCAUGCUGAGCUCGGGUCCGAGCGGCGAGUGCGCUCCAGCGGAGCAGGAAGGCUCGUCGCCGCCUUCCUGCAACGGGGAGCAGCCCACUACGGCCGUGGCAAACAAUAAAGAGAAGAAGACGCCCAUGUGCCUGGUCAACGAGCUGGCCCGCUUCAACAAAGUCGGACUCCAGUACAGGCUCGUCGACGAAUCGGGGCCGCCGCACAAGAAAAGCUUCACCGUAGUGCUGCGCCUCGCGGGCCACGAGGAGUACCAGGCAACGGGAUCGAGCAUCAAGCGGGCGCAGCAUGCAGCAGCGCAACGGGCCCUGGAUGAGACAUCCCUGGCACGGCCGGUGUCACGGGCCCCACAGCGUGCUCAGGGGCCCCUGACACCCACGGUGGAGCUGAAUGCGCUAGCCAUGAAGAGGGGCGAGCUGGCCACAUACCGUGUGGUAGAACUACCCCGCAGGGCUUACAUGCCUCCGCUCAACUUCCAGGGCAUGUGCCACUCACCACGAGGCCCCUGCCUUUACUCGCCACACUACCGGCACAUGAAUGCUGCACCGGGUGGCUACUGUGCGACGCUAGAUGUGGGGCCGCGUCGUUUCCAUGGCGAGGGCCCCACAGAGCAGGCAGCGCGCCAUGCGGCGGCACAGCAGGCCCUGGCCCAGUUGAGGAACCUGCCCUUGCGGCCAACACCCCCACAGCCUACACCAGGUGCAGCUGCAGAUGCAGAUGAAGCCAGUGAUGAGCUCAAGUCUCCUGUCAGCCUGGUGCAUGAACUGGCCCUCAAGCGUGGGCUGUCGGUCGUCUUCCAGGUGGUGCAGGAGAGCGGCCCGCCUCACAUGCGCACAUUCCGGACACGCUGCACAGUGGGUGAGAUAAGUGCUGAAGGGGAAGGCAAUGGCAAGAAGGCCUCCAAGAAGGAGGCCGCCCAGGGAGUGCUGGAGCAGCUGCGCAAGCUGCCGCCUAUUGAGCCGCCCCCAGGAUCGGCCGUUACUUCGACCAUCCCCGGCAGCGUGCUGCUGCAGAAGCGCAGGGCGCCCCCCAAGAAGCGAGCCCGCAACCUGGUGCGUGACCAGCAGGCUGCAGCACCACCGUGCGAGGUGAACCCCAUAUCCCGGCUGAUCCAGAUCCAGCAGGCAAAGAAGGAAAUGGAGCCCACCUACGUACUGGUGUCUGAAAGGGGGGACCCUCGACAGCGCGAGUUUGUUCUUCAGUGUAAGCUGGGAAACCUCACUGCCCAGGGCGUGGGUCCCAACAAGAAGACUGCCAAGCGACUGGCAGCUGAAGCAAUGUUGCAGCGACUGGGAUACUCGCGCCCACCAGCUGCCAACCAGGCCGGCGGUGGGACGGGGGCUACAGUGGAUGGGACGGAGCAGCUGCCUUCUUCUGCCAAUGCUUCUAGCACUGCUGCUGCCCGUGGAAUAAUGUCUCCCCUCAGCCCCCGUGGUGGUCGCCAGCUUGUGCCGGGCCUGUUGCUCGUGCCUAGCCAAGGGGCCGGUGGUGCGGGCCCAGCAGGUGUGGGUUGUGGUGUGGCCGGUGGCGGUGCCGGAACCGGCACGGGGAAUCGCCUUGCAUCAACCGGUGACCUUCAGGCAAGCUCAGCGAUAGCAAAAGAACUGCUCGACAAAGGUGUGUCCCCUACGGCUGAAGCUCUCCGACAGACUGCUCCCGUGGCGGCGGCUCCGGUUCGUCCCAAGCAACAGUUGCUCUACCUCGCAGAGGUUCUGGGCUUUCAGGUGCAAUUCACAGACUUUCCCAAGGGAAACAAGCAAGACUUCCUGUCGCUGGUGACGCUGAACACGAGCCCACCACAAGUGAGCCACGGCGCAGGCUCCUCACUGGAGGCAUCCCACGACGAGGCUGCACUGGCGGUGUUACGGACACUUGCACACCGAGGAUUGGACACGCUGGGCCAACCGCCGGCAAAGGACACACCCGAGCCACCGCUGCGUCUGCGCCAAUAAACAUCGCCUGCUGCCCCA
Molecule: messenger RNA, 2143 nt
Organism: Dermacentor albipictus
Lineage: Eukaryota; Metazoa; Arthropoda; Arachnida; Ixodida; Ixodidae
Gene: stau
Product: double-stranded RNA-binding protein Staufen
Biological process (GO): intracellular mRNA localization; anterograde dendritic transport of messenger ribonucleoprotein complex; protein localization to synapse
Cellular component (GO): plasma membrane; neuronal cell body; cytoplasmic stress granule
Molecular function (GO): mRNA binding; double-stranded RNA binding
Source: RefSeq, a predicted model, not a curated record